CUUCAUCGACUGAUUGCGGUGGACUGGAUCAUGCGACAAACAGUAACGAGUGAGAAGAAGGGGACACGCUGGCUGGACAGGGGAAAGGAGCCUAGGAGAUUUCGAUUUCGCCACCGACAAUGAUUUAUGUCCAACGUCUUGUCACACAAACUUGAAGAUGUACAGGAGAAAACUAGCAGGUUGACAGAAGAGGUAGGGUAGCGAAGAUGACACUUCAUUCAGGUGAAUGUAGAGAAGACAGAGGUGAUGUGAUGAAGAUAUCCAACCGACAACCACAACAACAACAACAACAAGAAGCUCCAAUCACCAUCAACGUGAGAAACAUAAGGGAAGUAGUCUAUUUCACCUACCUAGACUGGGCAGCAUCGUUUCAACUACAGGUGAUGGCACAUACGAGGAUGUCAAUGCAAUCAGGAUGGGAAACACAGCAAUACAGACAGGCGUUGAUUAUCCUGAAACCAGUGUGGAGAUCUUCUACACUCAGCAUGAGGUGUGAACAACAUCCAGAUCCUGAACACUAAUGCCAGUCGAGUCAGUGCUUGUGUGUGAUGUUUCAGAUACUUGGCGUGUUACGGAGGGGAUAUGCAACAAACUAC
Messenger RNA from Heterobilharzia americana, 596 nucleotides. Lineage: Eukaryota; Metazoa; Platyhelminthes; Trematoda; Strigeidida; Schistosomatidae. The record is from the annotation of a GenBank genome assembly.